Messenger RNA from Oryza brachyantha (malo sina), 1443 nucleotides. RefSeq lists its product as uncharacterized. The transcript has 7 exons. The record is from RefSeq and is a predicted model, not a curated record. Bases 1 to 1443 code for a protein of 480 amino acids. Lineage: Eukaryota; Viridiplantae; Streptophyta; Magnoliopsida; Poales; Poaceae.
AUGGAACACAAACCACAGAAGAAAUGGCAACCCCACAACCCACAGAAGAAAUGGCAGCCCCACAAAUUAAAGCCAACUAAAAAGCCCAAGAAGAAAGGAGUUGUUGAUGAGGAAAAAACUUCUGACACAGAGUCACUGCUGGCAUUAAGCGAUAGCAGCUAUGACACUGAUUUGGCAUCAUCUUCUGACUCAAAUUAUGAUGAGCCUGACUGUUCUGACUCUGAUGCAAGCUAUGCACAUGACGAUAUUGAUGAUGAGAAUGUGGAUCAGUGCAAAACAGCAGUAACCCACCAUGCAAUCUUGGGUGGUUAUCUCAUUAGAACUGUGAGUAAAAACCAAAACUGGUUUAGGGCACAUUGUAGGCUAAGAAAGGAGACAAACUGCAAGUGGACUUCUUAUGCAUCAACUAGCAAGAAAUAUGUUGGUUGCAAGGUAAAGGUGAAUGGGCCAUUGCACACUUGUGGUUCUGAAAAUAAGCAUGGUGACACAAUGGCGUCGCAGAGUUGGAUUGCUAAUAGGGUGGUUUACAGGGGCAAGGAGAAGGCUAUGGACAUGUUUUAUGGCAAAUGGGAUGAUAGUUAUGAGCUACUUCCAUCUUAUAAAGCUGCCCUUCUUGCCACUCUUCCUGGAAGCAUUGUCGAGUUGGACACGGAAGAGGACAAAGGGAGUGUGUACUUUAGAAGAUUUUUUGUUGCUCUAAAGCCAUGCAUUGAUGGGUUCUUACAGGGGUGCCGUCCCUACAUUGCUAUGGACUCAACCCACUUGACAAGAAGGUCUAGAGGUCAGUUGGCAGCUAAUGUAGCUAUUGAUGGCCAGAAUAAGCUAUUUUCAGUGGCAUAUGGGGUGAUUGAGACGGAGUCGACUGAUAGUUGGACAUGGUUUGUUCUUAACCUAAAGAAAGCCAUAGGUACUCAUCCAGGAUUUGUCAUCAGUACCGAUGCAGGUGUGGAGCAUCGGGAAUGUAUGAGGCAUCUUUGCAAGAACAUGAAGAAGAAAUUCCAUGGUUUUUUGUUUUCUCAACACAUGUGGGCAACUGCCAAGACCUACACUAACCAGGGUCAAGAGUACCACUUGGGUAAGAUAAAGGAGAAGUGCCAAGCUACAAUAGUUUGGUUGGAUGAGUACCAUCCAUACACAUGGAAUUGGGUGUCAAAAACCAAAGACUUGCAGAUUGUGGAGAUGCAUGAGAGGAUAAGAAAGAUGAUUGUAACCAAGAUUGAUGCAAGAGGUAACAUUGCUAGAAAGAUGGAGGGCAGAAUAAUCCUAGACAUUACAAAAGCUCUUAGUGCUAUCGGCAAGGAUAUUAAGGACCAUGAGGUUCUAAGAUGUGGAUAUGGCACAGCUGAGGUCACUGUAUCCACUGUGACACAUGCAGUCAACUUGGAAGAUAGGACUUGCAGCUGCAGAGCUUGGCAAUGCAAGUGGGAGUGCGGGUGGAAGUGA